GGGCUGAGGCCAUCAGGUCUAGUUCUCUGCGGCUUUCUCUGAGGGUCUGUGGCUCUCCCAAUGGGUCUCUCUCUUUCCCUCUGUCGCUGACUCUCCCUCUAUCUUCUUCAUUGACCUCCCUUUGUGAAUUUGUUUCCCUCCUUGAGAGUCUCUCAUGUCUUUUCGUGUUUUUCUCCACUGGCCCAUCUCCCAGUUCGUGUGUCUCAGACUCGGUGAACUUCUUAGUGGAUCUCAGUCUCUCUGGUCUUUUCUUGGCCUCCUAGGACCUUAAUCGGUUUCUUUGGUCUUGCCACCCCUAUUACAGCCCCAUAGCUUCAGGUCCUAGCCUCUUUUCUUCGUGCUUCCCCAUACUUUGCCCAGAAGAACACACCAGACAGAAGCUUCGUAUGCACUGCCUGGUUGGCCACUGCCUGGCUUGUACUAGACACUUCUCACACAACCAUUAGUUCAUUUCCUGUGCAGCUGUAAUUGCAUGGGGCCUGCUCCAAGUGUUAGGUGUGAGCGUGUCCCAGAUCUUAGCUAAUGAUGUUUCCCAUUAAGCGGAAUGGAGAGAGCCAUUUGACUGCCUACAUUUUUGGGGGGAUGUCCACAGUUCAGGCUUGAGAUCCUCCCCAGAACACAUGCUAGUGGAUCUUUGCACAGUGAGUGAUACUUCAUUCCCUUUCUGUCUUAAAUUUGUUAGGUGCCAUAAGACUCUAGAAUUUAGCGACCAAGGUUCUUUUCUUUUUUUCCCCAAACUUGGUGCUGAAAUGAAUAGGAAUAUAAUAGAAGGCAUGGCCUAUGGAGUCAGACCUGAGCUAGAAUCCUGUUUAGUAGACAGGUGACCAGAAACAGAUCACUUAAUCUUCCUGAUUUAGUCUUCCAUCUCUGAAAUGGGGAUCAUAAUAACUACUCUACAAGUCUGUAGGAGGAUUAAAGAUCAUAUAUGUAAAACCCUUGUCACUAUGCCUUACACAGAGAGGAUAACAGUUCUAGUUACCUUUCACUUUUGAGGUGCUGUAGUUAGAGCAGCUGAGUAUUCAAAUAUUGACCACCAACGUUUGUAGGAGAGAAGAAAGGAAAAGGAAAGAAGGAGUAUUUCCAUUUCUGGAUUCCUUUCUAUAACUGUGUCUAACCCCCUCCCCCACAGUUUCCUGAUACAGUCUGUGCUUUUGACACAGGAAUAUAAGGAUCCAUGCAGCAAAUUUAGGAUAGUGUAGCAAUUGAGCAUUGAGUCUGAAGUCAUCUCUUAGUCUUGGGCAAUGACUGAUGGAGACAAAGUGUCAUCUGAAUUGCUCAUCAGAGCCAGGGUGACCUGGGCCUGGGAAGCAUCUGGGAUUGCAGUUCUGGAUAUUGCCACCAGGUGGCAUCAGCAAUGACUUUGUGUUUCCAUUGCUCUGAGGAAAUGGGAUUCUGGGCUCAAUUUAGUUGCUAGUAGUUUGGGCCCUUAGAACACAGGAGGAGAGCACCACCGGAAUGUGAUCCUGGUAGAAUGAGCAAGCUGGAUAGAAGAAACAGCAUGGGAAAGUGUGUGGAAUGCCCAAUCCAUGACAUACGCCUGGGUAAUGGUCACUGCUUCUUCUCCAAAAGGAGGGAUACUAUCUCAAGUCUGCCUUCCCAGACUCCACCUCGCCCCCAGAGAAAGCCCAGAGGGCAAGAGAGAAUCUGUACAGAUUCUAGCCUUCUCAGGCCACUUGCAAGACUGGGCUCUGUUCCUCCCCAGAGGAAACCACCUCCGCAGGACAAUGGUGGGUCUAGGUUGCUCCCCAGCGGCCUCCCCAGGAAAUGCUCCGUCUUCCACCUCUUCGUUGCCUGUCUCUUAUUGGGCUUCUUCUCCCUACUCUGGCUGCAGCUCAGCUGCUCUGGUGAUGUGGCCCGGGCAGCCAGAGGACAAGGGCAGGAGACCCCGGGUCCAUCCCGGGCCUGUCCUCCGGAGAUGCCCCCUGAACACUGGGAAGAAGAUGCGUCAUGGGGCCCCCACCGCCUGGCAGUGCUGGUACCCUUCCGUGAACGCUUUGAAGAGCUCCUGGUCUUUGUGCCCCACAUGCACCGCUUCCUGAGCAGGAAGAAGAUCCAGCACCACAUCUAUGUGCUCAACCAGGUGGAUCAUUUCAGGUUCAACCGAGCAGCACUCAUCAACGUGGGCUUCCUGGAGAGCAGCAACAGCACAGACUACAUUGCCAUGCAUGAUGUGGACCUGCUCCCUCUCAAUGAGGAGCUGGACUAUGGCUUCCCUGAGGCGGGGCCCUUCCAUGUGGCCUCGCCAGAGCUCCACCCACUCUACCACUACAAGACCUACGUGGGCGGCAUCCUGCUGCUCUCCAAGCAGCACUACCAGCUGUGCAAUGGGAUGUCCAACCGCUUCUGGGGCUGGGGCCGCGAGGAUGAUGAAUUCUACCGGCGCAUCAAAGGAGCUGGGCUCCAGCUUUUCCGCCCCUCAGGAAUCACAACUGGAUACAAAACAUUUCACCACCUGCAUGACCCAGCCUGGCGGAAGAGGGACCAGAAGCGCAUUGCGGCUCAAAAACAGGAACAAUUCAAGGUGGACCGGGAGGGAGGCCUGAACACUGUGAAGUACCGAGUGGAUUCCCGCACAGCCCUAUCUGUGGGUGGGGCCCCCUGUACUGUGCUCAACAUCAUGUUGGACUGUGACAAGACGGCCACCCCCUGGUGUACAUUUGGCUGAGUUAGCUAGAUAGUAAGGAAGCACAUGCCUCUGGCCACAUUGCUACUCAGGCUCAGGACAAAACCUCAGGCCUCAGGCCCAGUUCCGAUGAGAUGUGGAGUGCCCUGAAGAAACAGGCAGCAAGCUCUGUGUUUGUAGCAGCUACCCCCAGAGGCAGGCCUACACCAGGAGAGGACAAAUGCAGAGCCUGGAUGCUGCUGCAAUAAACAGUGAUUAGAGAGAGACUAAAAAGUGGCUCCCAACUGGGACUCUCCACCCUGCCUCUCUGCUAACCCUGCUCUGCCUCCUUCAUGUGCUGAGGCCUGUGGGCAGUGGGAGAGUUGUACAGGACAACCUCUAAUCAGCCUUGAGUUUGUUCCUUCCUGCUGGACUGCCUCCUGCAGAGAUACAAUUUAGAAGCCAAGCAGCUGAUGUAGAUGGUAAUUGUGAUUGGGAGGCUUAGAACUUCAGAAACCAGAGCACAAGCACACAGAAAGCAACAAUGGAUACCAGCUCCCACUGGUUAUCACCAUGCAGGAAUGUGGGCCUGCCGCAAACAGAUACUCUGAUUUUUCAAAAGAACCUAGAAUGCUGGACUCUUAAACGAAACCUCCUGAUUUUUAAAUGAUAACAGCUAAUUGAAACUUGCAAAACGUAUGACAGGCCAAACAAAAUGUGUUGUGGACCACUGAUUUGUCACCUUUGGCUGAGGGGAAGGGAAAGAAGCAAAAGAUGACACCUCUCAGUUGUCGAGGAAUUGCUGGCAAGAAAUUGGGGUAGGGGUUGGGGGUGGCAGGUCCAGGUGAGAAGAAAAGCAGAAGGCAUGAGUUUCUUGUGCCACCCCUACCUCUAGGCUUUUGGGCUGCUUCCUUGAUGCCCAUCUGGGCACUUUAACCCACCUCCAGGCUCCAUCUGGUUGGGCUCUGACUCUGGGAGGGUGCUUCAUUCUGUCUCACAGAGAAAGAGCACCUAAAGAAAUAGAACCACAGGACUGGACUUAAGGUCGACAGGAUCAGGGAGUGAUGUCUCAGGUUGAGGCUUGAAGGAGGGAGAAUCAUGAUUCUGAGUUGGGAGGAAGAAGGUGGGGAGUGGAAUAAUCCCUGCAGUGUUCAUAGCAUGAAGGGAAAUUUCCAGCAGUCUCCAAGGAUCAUUGACAAGGAGAGGUGAGGAUAGGAGUAGGGAGAUGUGGAAUUGGGGACUGGAAUUGGGGAGUGACCUGGGAAAAAGCAUUUGGAGGGAAGCCUGGUGCCACAAGGGGGGUAUGAAGGGCCUUGCAAGGUAAAUUGUUCAUUCCAAACAUUUGACCACCAAAAAUUUGGGGCACAAAUGAGAGGAGACUUGGAACCGUUAACAUUGGUUUGUGUAACAUUGGGACAUGUCAGAUUGAGCUCCCAGAGUUGAAAAAGGUAGAAUCAACAGUGCUGAUCAAAAAAGACUCCUCCUCUGAGGAUGAUGUCAGGGGUGUUGGGUGCAGUUGUAUGGCUUACGUACCAUACAACCUGUAUGUAAGUUGAGAGAUUUAAGCAGAGAUGGUUGGAGUAGAGCUUGAGGUUCUGAGACCUAGCUCAAAGCUGUGAUGCUAGACUGAUAUUGUCCAGUGAUUCGACCUCACCUACUGUAUUGAGCAAACAGGCCUGGACUCCAGGGCAAGCACGAAGUUAGGGAUGAGGUGCUGUGUGCCCCAGUGUCCCAGCAUCCCUCAUCUUGGACUUGUAUAUAACAUAGGCAGUGACACAUGGCUCAUGAAAUUAGUGGGAAUGAAUGUGAUAUCAAAGCCCCCAGCUCUCAAUUUGGGGAGGCCUUCCUUUCCACUUGCAUUGGAGGAGUGGAAUGAGCAGAAAGGACAAAAAGAUGCCUUCACCUUGUGGGAUCAGUCAACAUCACACAUCUCCAGCAGGUGUGGUGGCACACACCUGUAAUCCCAGUGGCUUGGGAGGCUGAGGCAGGAGGAUCACAAGUUCAAAAGCCUUAGCAACUUAGUGAGGCCCUAGCAACUUAGCAAGACACUGUCUCUAAAUAAAAUAUUUAAAAAGGGCUGAGGAUGUGGCUCAGUGGUUAAAUGUCCCUGGGUUCAAUCCUUGGUACCAAAAAAAAAAGUACACACUUCCAAUCCUGUACCUCUACACUCCCACCGUGGCUGCUGCCAUUAGCCCCCCAGGCCAGGUCUGAUGUGGCCCAAAUCUGCAGCCUUCCCUCACUUCCCAUCCUAGGCCUCCAGCACUCUCCAGAUGGGGAGAGGGCCGAGUUAUAGUGAACCAAGGAGAGAUGGCUCUGUCUUCCUCAGCACCUUGUUGGCCUGUUUUCUGGAGUGGAAUCAGCUAGUGACCCUGCCUUGCUGGCUGGGGUGUGGGUGCAAUGCAGUAGGACAUAGUUGGCCUACAUGGAUAUUAUAAUAAUACUAUUACUUUUUGAACAUUCAUCACAUACAAAAUACAUUGCAUUAUUUCACUGAGGCCUCUAAGCUAGGUCCUAUUUAUUAACCUGUUUUAUAGAUGAUAAGGACAAAAAAAAAAAAAAAGAUGAUAAGGACAGAAAAGUACCUUGCCUAGGGCCACAGAGCUGAUAAGUGGUGAACUUGUGGACAUCUCUAGAAUCUGCCUCCAGAAAGAGAUUUCACCCUUUUCCCUGCACAGCAGGAGCCCAUGCACAGGGGUUUCUUCCCCUGCAGACCCUCCUCAGCCUGAGAGGUCCAACAUGCAGGGCUUCACCUCUGGGAAGAAAACAGACCACAGGGAGAUUCAGAGUAUCUGCCCCAUGACUCCUCUACCUUAAGGAAGAUGUGGAUUUUAUUGAUGGGAAGGGCCCUCAGAGCUGAAGAGUCCUGAUGGCACUUCAGUGGGACCCAAAGGUGGCACCAUGACUGAGGGUUGUACAGACUACUCAGGGAAGGCUUGCUGGUGGAUAAGAGCCAGUCAGAACAGGAAAGAUUUCCAGAGGAAUUUGCAUAUGGAAGGCAGAGGCUGGAGAGAGCUUGUUAGGUUUAGGAACUUGCAAAGAGUUUAGUGUGUUCCUGGCACCCCAGUACUGUGCAGGAGUUGGGGAGGUGGGCAGCAGAGGGAAAGUUAGGGUGAAUCCUGAGGAUCUGUGAACACCACAUUAGGCAACUUAUACUUAAUUCAAGGGGCUCAGGGUUUUCAAAUGGGAGAGUUUGAGGACAAGGGUUAGAUCCAUGUUGUAGAAAGAUCCUUCCGUGACAGAACCUAGUGUGAACUGUAGGAUGGGGUCUAAGAAACGAGCCUGGCCAAAAUGAGACAUGAUGAAGCCAGAAGGAGGCAGUGAAGCAGGGGGUGGUGGGGGAGGUCUUCUCAGCCCCCAGAGUCUGUAGAGCUGUUGGUUCCUCAGCUGUUGGCUGGCCAGGAUCAGCUGAACUACUGGGUCUUCCUUCGAAGAGGGUCCACUCCCCUGCAGUUUGUUUAGCCAAAUGGAUACAUGCACACAGCCUUUUUGCCAUCUCGGCCCUCAUUCCUUGGGAGCAUUUUUUUUAAAGCAACAAUAACAAAGGGAAAAGCCAUUUCUGGUUCCAGCAUCAACAGGUACAGAACUUGGAAGUCAUCUUUUCCAUGAUUACAACAAGAAAACAGCUCAACAGACUGAAAAAUGAUCACUUAUUUUGGACCCAUCCAAGAAAUGAGUUCACAGGGCAAACUGCUACCCUGAAAUUUAGAGAGACAAGCAAAUUCGCUCAGCCACAAGCAGCUUAUCUAGAGAAGUUUCUGGAGCCACAAACCAGUAGUAAUACUUAAACAGUAACUUUGACAAAUGGGUGGAGGCUAAGUGUGGGCUCAUGGUGAAGAGCCAAGAAAAAUUCCUUCUUGUCUCAGGGAAGGGAAAAUUAAACUUAAAAACAUGCCCUAACCUGGAUGGGGUGGGGUGUGCCUGUAGUCCCAGCUACUUGGAAGGCUGAGGUCAGGGAUCACUUGAGUCUAGGACUUCAGGGUCAGCCUGGACAACAUAGCAGGUUUUAUCUUAAAAAUAAGAAAGUGAGCCCAGCACAGUCUCCAUACCAGAAGCCUGUCCUCUAGGACCCCCUCCCCCCAGAAGAUAAAAAUCUAUCAGAGCUUGUCUCACCAAGGGUUAGGACAAAUCUGCAGUGGAAUAGUGGUGGAUAGCCUCUGAAGGAGCUUCAAAGACAGACUGGAUUGAAGAAGUUCUGAGGGAAACCCAAAGACAACAGAAACAAAACCAAGGACAUUAGAGGAAUUAAAAACUUCUGGCAGUUACAGUAGACAGACAUUAAUCUUCAUCCAACUCCUAAACAGAUUAACAUUGAACCUCACACUAGAGGUCAAAGUCAGUUCUUUACCCAAGAAUUACAUGUGAAUCAUGUAACAAGGCAUCCUAAGAGGCAAGGAAAAAAACAGACUAAAGAGACAAAGUAUACUUCAGAACUAAAUCCAUAGAGGAUACACAUUUUGUAAUUAUCAGGAAAUUUUAAAUAACUGUGACUAAUAUGUCAAGGACGCUAGCCUGCGAUGGGCUCAUCAGUAGACGGGACACACUAAGAAAAGAAUCAGUGAUCUUGAAGAUCUGGUAAUAGCAAUAUCAAAACUGAAAUGCAAAGAGGAAAAAGAAUGGAAAGAGAGGGAACAGAACAUAUGAGAAUUGUGGAAGAAUUUCAAAAGAAUGGCACAACUGGAACACCAGAGGAGAAGGAACUGUUCAAGUAAUCAUAAAUUGUCUCAUGAGACAAUUAAUUUAAUGAGACACUGAAUUACAGUCUAAGAAGCGUAGAGAACACCAACUAGGAUAAAUACACAAAACAAAACACAGAAUAAAACAAACAAAUGAAAAAUGACACCUAGACACAGCUAGUCAAAGCUAAGAUCAAAACCAAAAAAUAUUGAAAGAAGCCUUAGAAAAUGCCUCCAGCUUAUGUAUGGAGAAAAUGGGUAAGAAUUACAGCCUACUUGUCAGAUCCAAUACAAACAAGAAGAAAGGAAAAUGAAAAAUAUAUUUUUUUCCUCUUGUACUGGGAUGGAGCCCAGGGCUUCACACAUGCCAGGCAAAUGCUCUACCAGUGACACCUCCAGGCCUGGGAGUGAAAUGUUUUAAGGGUUGAAAGAAUAAAACCUCAUCAACCUAGAA
Molecule: messenger RNA, 7729 nt
Organism: Ictidomys tridecemlineatus (thirteen-lined ground squirrel)
Lineage: Eukaryota; Metazoa; Chordata; Mammalia; Rodentia; Sciuridae
Source: RefSeq, a predicted model, not a curated record